UUUGAAUGUUCAUUUUUAUUGGUGUUCUCUCUUUGCCAAAAUGUGCUUGAUUACAUAGAUUUGGUCCUGUGAUAACUGCGCACCCUAGACAGGCUAAGGUGUAACGGAGAAGGUUCAGCUCAGGCCAGAUCAAAUCCCAGGCUGUUUAACGCUGAAAGGCUGCAUGUUGCUAUUAGUGUUAAAUAUAUGGCUAAUUAUGCGUAUGAAAAUUAAACAUCAGUGUUAUGCUAAUGGGGCCGCCUUCAGCUGUGGAUCAGAGCACUUGAGACUAGCAUUUAAUCAAAUGAAUCAGUAACUAAUACAUCUGCACGUGUGAACUUUCACAAGAUCAUUUCCCUGUUACCGUCACACCACUAAAUUAUGAAAGAAAUAAUUAUCAACACUUUCUAAUUAUCUAACAAAGUAAUUUGGGAUUCACCGUGGGGUUGGCGGGAUUGGGAUCCUGCAGCCCAACGUUGUCAGCAUGCCUGCGACUCUGCGCCAGUUGUUUUGUGUGAGUAUGUGUGUAUUUUUGUGGCGUAUGGUUUGCUGCAGGGGGAAGGUGUAUGUUGCUGUCUGUGUCUUAGGCUUCGGAGCCGGACUGGAGGGCCUUCUCACUUUCACUAGCCACCCACUCUCCUGCCCAUCCAGCUUCCAUUUCCAUCUCCUCUUCUAGAAGUCCUAGUUCGGGACCACAUUCUGGGCAGCAGCACAGGGUCUUAGCUAUUAUCUUGCUACACCUUUCCCCACCCAUAUCCCCCACCUCCGCCAGUUCAUUUGAGUUUUUAACCGAGUUUGGAGGCCGAGCGAGCCCUAUACAUGUGGAAGAUAGCUGGGAAUAAAUGGAGACAUGUGUCCGCACACGGACAUGUGCCGAUUUACACCAAUUUGUUCACUGUUUUUGCGUGCGGGAGAGCGCUCCCCCUUCGCACAGGUAACAAUACCCUUUACUUUAACAAGCCCUCCUUAGAAAGACGAAGAAAUUCCACCCUCAAGCCACCAUUCAGCUUUCUCUGGCCCCUGCUGAUUCAGCCCAAGCUCUGUUUUCUGGCUGCUCCCCUGGCGCGCUGAAAACUAGCCCUUCGCCACCAAGCCCAUAAGGGAAGGGGAAUGAGAUGGGAAGGGGAGGAGAAAGGAGGCGGUGGAGCGGGAUAAAGGGAAGGAAAGGAAGGAGGCUAAAGAGUGUGUAUGUAUUGGGGGGUGGGGUGGAAGGAGAGGGGAUGCAGCCUCUUUCCUGGGAGGAAAAGCGUGGGGUCCACUUCUCUCAUAGGGAGCGGCAUUCUAAUCAGAUCAACCACAACCUCAGCGCACCCGAGGAGCCGAGUCUGGAGAGAUGCGAGCUGUUCCUGGUGAGCGGAGGAGCGCCGGUGGAGUGAGCAAUUGUGUGUGUGUCUUGGAUUGGGAGGAGAAGUGGGGGGCAGGGGGAAGGAAAGGGUCACUAAGAAAAGGGGAAGGUGAACCGCUUGGGGAGGGGAUUGAAAAAGCGGAAAACAAGGGAGAAAUAGAUACAUUAGAAGGGGCAACAAGAGACUGGAGAAAGAAGUAAGCGUGAUUAGAGUGGAAGGAGCCGCUUUUCCCUCUGGCUCUCUGCUAGGCACUUAGUCCCACAGAUGUCUAUGAGUGGCCCCUAAGAUGCUGCGGUCCAGGGGAAGCGCGAAUUGGGGAAGUAGUGAGGCCAGUCAGGAGACUGCAGGCUGCCUCCCAUUCCGUCCCCCCCCCCCCUUUAGGCUGGGGGCCCAGAGGACCAGAAGAGGUGGAAGAGGUUGUGCAAGCGUGGCGGCUGCUGCAAGCUGUAGCACCCGGGGUCCCCCAGUGAGGGGGGCGGGCUGGCUGGGGGGGGGAAGUUGCUGGUUGGCUUCUUGGGAAGAAGACGCUUUGAGGGAGGAGGAAGAAGAAAAAGAGGGGGUAAAGAAGUUAGAGGGGGGAGCAUUGGAGGGGUUGUAAACUCUCUCCGCUCUGGCGCCUGUCGCCGCCGCAUUGUGAGCCCCGUAGUGUUGCUCUAUUGCAGAUGUUCACUCGCAGGGGCGCGGGGACGCAUCUCUCCCAAGUCCUGCUUGCUUCGCUCCCUCUAGUCCAGCCGAGCCAAAGCACCUCGGACCAAUCCCAGGCGAUUAUGCAAGACGGCGGACCAAUCAGAUCCGCCAGCUCAUGAAUAUUCAUGACCUUGGCUGAGUCAAAGCUUUGAGGCGAGUUUGGGGAGCUCGGCAGCAUCAUGCUUAGACUUUUCAAAGAGACAAACUCCAUUUUCUUAUGAAUGGAAAGUGAAAAUCCCUGUUCCGCUUAAAUUGGGUUCCUUCCUGUCCUGAGAAACACAGAGACCCCAAAAAGGAAAGCAGAGGAGAGAGACCCACACCCAGACCCAGCGAGAAGAAAUGACCAUGACUACUAUGCCAGAAAGCCUCAACAGCCCCGUGUCGGGCAAGGCUGUCUUUAUGGAGUUUGGGCCGCCCAGCCAGCAAAUGUCUCCUUCUCCCAUGUCCCAUGGACACUAUUCCAUGCACUGUUUACAUUCUGCUGGCCAUUCGCAACCCGACAGCUCCUACAGCACGGCCUCAUCCUUCUCCAGACCGCUGGGCUACCCCUAUGUCAACUCCGUCAGCAGCCACUCGUCUAAUCCCUACAUCAGUUCAGUGCAAUCCUAUCCCAACAGCUCCAGCCUGACUCAAACCCGGUUAGAGGAGACAGGAGCAGACUCGGAGAAAAGCACCGUGGUAGAAGGAGGGGAAGUUCGUUUCAAUGGGAAGGGGAAAAAAAUUCGCAAACCCAGGACUAUUUAUUCCAGUUUGCAGUUGCAGGCUUUGAACAGGAGAUUCCAGCAAACUCAGUACCUAGCUCUGCCGGAAAGAGCGGAGCUCGCAGCCUCACUGGGACUCACGCAGACACAGGUUAAAAUCUGGUUCCAGAACAAGCGUUCCAAAUUCAAGAAACUGAUGAAGCAGGGAGGGGCUGCCCUUGAGAGCAGCGCCCUGGCCAACGGCAGGGCUCUGUCCGCCAGCUCUCCUCCAGUCCCCCCGGGCUGGAACACCAGUAGCUCUUCCAGUAAGAGCUCCACUGGCAACGCGGGCACCUACAUUCCGAGCUACACGUCGUGGUAUCCUUCAGCCCAUCAAGAAGCUAUGCAGCAACCUCAGCUCAUGUGAUUUACAAAAACAAACCAACCCAGCUUCCUUUCUGCAACCUCUCCCCACCCAGUACCCGGGUCCCCAUUUGUCUCCCCAGCCCAGCCCAGUCCAGCCCACCCCCGGUUGACACGCACUAUGGGUCCAGAGGAGAAGAAGGGGAGAACCAAGGAAGGGAAAACAUAAAUAAAGGAUGCAAACCACGACUACCACCAACCACCAUUACUAAGCACCAGUCUCCAGGCAGACCACAGAGUGCACUGGACCUCUUCAGAUCGGAGAGAGCCUUCGGUUGGAUGGCGCUCCAAAUUCUGGCAUGCCGCAAACGAGCGCAGUUGUGAUGCGGGGUUGUUUCCCAUGUGCUGACAGCUGAGAAAGCUGCCUCUGAGCUCGGUUAGAUCACCCGGAGGACAGCCUAGGAGCAGGGAGACAAUUCGACCCUCAGCUUUGUGGGGCGAUCAGAAAACAAAACAAAACAAAACAAUGUUUGUAGAAACACGCUCUUUUCUGUCCUGUCUGUCUCCUCGUCUUCUUUCUCUCAGUCUCUGUGCCCUGAUCAAAUAUAGGUCAUUUCAUUUGUUCUCCCCACCUUUACAGCCUCUUUGAUGGCAGUGAGAGCACGGAAGGGGAGUACCUCUUUCCUCUUAAUUUUCCCCUCCUUGUAAUAGUUUGGGAAAAAAAAAAAUUCGGACAUUCUCCUGUGCCCUGCCUAUCCAUAUGUGUAGUUUGCUGGGGUGGGAUGGGAGGAAAGGGAGGGGAAGGGAUUUUAUUUAUUGACAAAUUGACUUAAACUACCACUAUCCGAGUACUAGACACUUAGUGAAUAUAUUUGGCUUACAAAGUGCACUGUUUGAAAGCACCGUUUACUUUAAUCGAAAAGGGGGAAAAAUAAUGAGGAUGUGAUUUUUAACUUUUACAAUAACUUUUAUACUUUGAUGAUGUGGAGAGGUUGGGUCCGAAUGAUUUGUCUCCCCCCCCCCCCAUACUCAGUGUUAUUUAAAAAAGAGAGAGAGAGAGAGAGAAAAGAAAAUUAAAAUAAUCGAAUACAAUUUCAUCCUUCGAGAAGUUGAUUGUUUCGGGUGCAAAAAAUUUGAAUUUCCUUGGCUGUGUGUGUGUGUGUGUGUGUGUGUGUGUGUGUGUGAAGGAGAGAGAAAAAAAGAAUGAGAAGAUGAGAGAGAGAGAGGAAAAGAAGAAAGAGGGAGGAAAGACGAAGCGAAAUUAUUCGAAUGGGUUUCGAAUUGAGACAGUGCAGCUUUAAAAACGAUCUGCAGAGGCUUUGCCACAGAAAAAUGCCAAUCAAAAAUCUUCGUGCACAUACUCCAGUGCAGGAUCUAAUCGCUGUACAUAUUAUUGUUAUUAUUAUUAUUAUUAUUAUUAUUAUUAUUGUUCUGUAAACAUGUUGCACAAAUUUAGCCCUUUUUUGUUCCGUUUUGUGUGGCUGUAAAACAUGAUGCUUUGUGAAAUGGAAUUCUUAACAUUUUACUUGUGAAAUUUGGAAAAUGUGAUCAAUUGAAAUCAACUGUGUUUAGUGUUCUAUAUGUCAAAGUUUAGUUUUAUAUUGAGAAUGUUAACUUAUUGCUUUGUAUCUGGAAAAAAAAACCUUUGUAAAUAAGUUAUAAAGUUUCUUUGAAACAGUAAAAUUAUGGUUUCGAAAAA
Antechinus flavipes (yellow-footed antechinus) is the source of this 4754-nucleotide messenger RNA. It is a transcript of the gene DLX1, whose product is annotated as distal-less homeobox 1. Bases 2352 to 3119 code for a protein of 255 amino acids. The transcript is spliced from 3 exons. Gene Ontology annotation, molecular function: RNA polymerase II cis-regulatory region sequence-specific DNA binding; DNA-binding transcription factor activity, RNA polymerase II-specific. NCBI's taxonomy places the organism in Eukaryota, Metazoa, Chordata, Mammalia, Dasyuromorphia, Dasyuridae. Gene Ontology annotation, biological process: cell differentiation; embryo development; negative regulation of transcription by RNA polymerase II. The record is from RefSeq and is a predicted model, not a curated record.